Messenger RNA from Varroa destructor (honeybee mite), 4962 nucleotides. RefSeq lists its product as uncharacterized. Gene Ontology annotation, molecular function: protein binding. The record is from RefSeq and is a predicted model, not a curated record. NCBI's taxonomy places the organism in Eukaryota, Metazoa, Arthropoda, Arachnida, Mesostigmata, Varroidae.
GUUAUAUUAGCGGCACUAGUUUUAGCCGCGGACAGGCCUUCAAACAUACACGCACGCACAUACACAUACACAAAACAAAUAUACACACGGCCGCAAUAUGACAAAAGAUCAACAUGAUAUGUGCUAUGGUAUGACCUCUAAUCUCUAGUGGUUUCGUGUGAGAGCUAAACGCGUAGCUGUUGCAUGAGUUAUUAUUUCUAAUUAUACGAAGCCUUCUACCGUUAAUUUAUUUUCUUGCGUUUGUUCAAUCGUCGGUAAGUCACUGAGCAGUGACCCGAGACGUGCAAUGCGAGAAUUGAUUGAUGUGUUCUCCGUCAUUACCUCGGGAGAACGUGAGCUACAGUGCGCGAAGGCACCUCUGGAAUACUCUACUGUAAUACAUGUCUACAAAGGACAUUGUUGAUCUAGAGCGAUCACCGAAUCUUUGGCGCGUUCUUCUGCGUCACCUGUGAUGUGACUGUCAUGUGUGUCUUGCCGUUGUCACAUGCCAAAGUGCGCGUCCCGCACCGGAUUAUUAAUACCACAACUAAUGACACUUCAAUUACGUUUCUCAUUGGUAAUAUAACUAGCACCCUCGUCAGCACCUUCACCGUAGCAUCCGUCAUCCUUGUUGACGCGAAUAGUAGUUCUACAGAGUACAGUACGAGCUGCUGUCAUUUUUUUAUUAUCAGCGCCGAACGGUAUCGCUGUAAAGGACAGCCAUUUCGACGGUAUUAUAGGCUAGAACGGCACUCUUGCGACAACAGACAUACUACCCAAUUGGAUCGUGUCUCGACCUUGGCGCUUUCACAUCUGCGACAAACUCCACCGUCUUCGACCUUGACGCGGCGUCCGUUUUCUGCCCCACUACCUCGAGAGUAUCAAAAAUCCUAUAAAUCUUGCUGCCCUGUACUUCUUCGAGGCGGUAUCACCAUCGCGAGGGCUGCUUUUCAAGGAAAGCGCUGGAUUGAACAGCAUCGUUUUCGACAACAUCUCUUCGUGGAUAAUCGUGUACAAAUCAACAUGCAAAUGCAGGAAAAGUCUUGUGUUACAUUGUUAUUAUGUUGAUGUGACUGCCAACGCUCAACGGCUACUGGAAGAUUUUGUGCUCCGUGCUUUCCUGCACCUAUCGCUCCGGAAGUGUGUGUCUGUGUCUUGCGAUCCUCGUGUGAGUGAGUGUGUUAAAUCUGUGCUGCAUAUCUCAGGUCGAGGCGUGUCUUUAACUUUUUGACAUCGGCUGAGAUAGCCGCCAUAACAACGAUGAUGACGACGAAGAUUGCUUAUUUUAUUUUAUGGCUAUGGCUGACUGGCACGAUGAGCAGUGCGCCAGUUGUAGCCAAAGUCAACCAUCGAAGUCAUCGUCACGCAAUCAUUCAACCGCCUGCUGAUAAGCUCAAGCCAUUUGCAUCAAUCGUAUACUGGGCGGUAGUUCGAGGAAAAGUGGCGCUGCCGUGCAAUAUCGAACCGCCAGCGGCCGGUGACGAAGUCGUUCUUGUAUUGUGGUACAAAGAUGAUAGUCCUGCACCCGUGUUUACGUUAGACGCACGUCGGGGUGAUUUGGAACGAGCUCGUCACAUAGAUAGGACGGCGCAGUCCGAUCAGUUAGCAAGUCGAGCAUACUUUAAUAUGGCAAACAAGCCGGCUUUCCUCCAGCUGGAUCCCGUUCAAGAGGAAGACGCGGGCGAGUUCCGUUGUAGAGUCGAUUUCAAACGAAGCCGCUCGAUCAACACUGUCAUCAGUCUACGGGUAGUAGUUCCGCCUGGCGAACCGGUGAUCCUGGACGGGACCGGGAAACGGCUCCAGGGACCAAUUGGGCCCUUCAACGAAGGGGAUCCUCUAAAGCUCACCUGCCAGGCUGAAUACGGCAAGCCGCGUCCAGCCGUGACGUGGUGGAAGGACUUCCGCAUGAUCGACGACUCCUACACGUUCGUCCAAUCAGAGAACGUUGUUAAGAACGUAUUAGAAAUCGAAGCGCUCACCCGAAGUGACGCCCUCACCGGUUUCACAUGCAAAGCAGCAAAUAACAAUGUAACGGUAGCAGUCUCAACAAGUGUCAUCAUCGAUCUAAACCUAAAACCUCAGGAGGUCACUAUUCAGCCAGCAGAGCGGCCUAUUUCGGCCAACAAGCCUUUCGAGCUAACUUGCACCUCAACAGGAUCCAGGCCUCCUGCCAUGCUGUCCUGGUGGCGGGGCGACCAGCAAGUCAGGGCCGGCGUAGUAGAACGCAGCAGCGGUAGUGCAGAUGCGCAGAGUGUACUCACAUUCACACCGACCAUCGACGACCACGGACGGAUAAUUGCGUGCCGUGCCGAGAACAAGGUUAUUCCUGGAAGUGCCUUAGAGCAGGCCUGGAAACUCGAUAUACAUCAUCCACCUCGGGUGAGCGUAUCUCUCGGGGCUAGUAUAGUCGAGGACGAAAUCGAGGAAGGCAAAGAUGUCGUCCUUGACUGUAAAGUCAUCGCGAACCCCUACAGCUCGCAAGUAGGCUGGAUAUUUCAAGGUCGCGAGCUGUUGGCCAACCAAUCAGCGGGUAUUGUUAUAUCGAGCCAGUCGCUAGUCAUGCAGAGAGUCAGCGUUCGCCAGCAAGGAACAUACUCUUGCUACGCAAAGAACAAGGAAGGCAAGGGCGUCUCCAAUGAAUAUGUGCUUAAUAUUAAAUUUGCGCCGAUGUGUGCAGCUACACAGCGUUUUACGUACGGCAUAUCGAGACAGGAGCCCGUGGCCGUCAACUGCUUCGUGGACUCCGAUCCUGCAGAGGUCUCCUUUCGUUGGGCGUUCAAUAGCAGCGAAGGCGUCGUAAAAGACAUCUCCGAAGGCUUCAGCAAUACGAGCGGAGGUCGGAGCACCUUGUUGUACAAACCACUUCUCGAUGACGACUUUGGCUCGUUACUCUGUUGGGCCCAGAAUUCGGUCGGAGCUCAACGUGAGCCCUGUGUCUUCUCGCUUAUUACUGCCGGUCCUCCGGAUGCGGUUCACAAUUGCAGUCAGAUAAAUACCACAGAAGAUGGCAUGACGAUAGAGUGCGCGCCGGGUCCCUGGGAUGGAGGACUUUCCAACCCGCUGUUCACAGCCGAAGUCUACGAGACCGUGGAGGGGAGCAGUAGUACAAAACUGCCUCCUGUCGUUAACAUCUCAACUUUAGGCGUGCCAGUAUUUGUGAUUCGCUCCGUUGCAAAUGGCCAAAGUUUUCGCGUUGUCAUUUACGCCAGUAAUGCCAAAGGUUCCAGCCCACCGUUCGUGCUAAUGGCGCAGACGCCACGGCCGGCUGAGAGGUAUACCGCGGACGUCUCUGCGUUGAUGGCGUUCCGACCAGUGGUGGGCAUUGCCCUGGGGGUCGCCGCGGCGCUGCUGAUUGCCACAGGCAUACUUGUCACCGUUUAUCGAUGUCGGCUACCCCAGCAGCACGGAAACGACAAACACAACCUAUCACACGGCUCGUUAGCUGAUAAAGAUUCUACAGGUGGGUACGGUGAGACAGAUAUCCCGUUGGGGUCCCCUGAAAAGCCGUUGACCCUAGUCAACGGUGGGCCAGCGAGUUCGAGAAUGGAGGACGAGCUUGAAAAAGCCAGUCCAGAUGUCAUUCCUAUGAGCGGGCCUUUGGCGCCGGGAGCGAGUCUGGCCGUGACCCUGGGGGCAGCACGUUCAAGCCAAAGCCAGUCCCGCCAAGGAGGUAACAAUUGCUACUUUGUAGACCUGGAGAGCAGCUCAGCAGUCCCCGUUGAUUCUCCAUAUCAGCAUCUCAAUGUGAUCGGGGGACUUUCGGAUGGAAUUAAGGUUCCUGACCCCAUCUGCCGGUCCACGCCGCCUCUUGGACCAGCCAGGCCAUCUUCCGUCAAGUCGUUAGAAAGAGUAGUGAGCGGUGCGUCGGUAAUGCCAUUAGCUUUGGCCGCUGCCGGUGAACCUGGCUUUUCGGAGCUCGUCCUUGCGACGAAUGUGAUGUUACCAUCGUGCGGUGAUAUGUCAACGUUAAUAAGGCAAAGGCCGGGCGCCACCGGGUCCGGUGGCACACUCCGAAGGGCCAACAACGGCAUCGGGGGAGUACCGACCGAAUACGCGCGUAUCGACUUUCAUCGCUCACUGCGGCCUGCACCAGGAGGUCACUUAUUAGCUGCCGAAGAUCAUUCAGCCUACCCGAUUGUUGGCGACAUCGAACCUAGUCUAGCGCUUGAAACAGCUGUAACGACAGCCAGUUCGGGUAUAGAAUCGACGGUGUGAUAAAAACUAGUCAACCUGCAAAGGAUUUCACGUUUCGUCGAUCACAACAACUCCCUGCCAAUUACAUUAUGCGAGUAUGGAGCGAAAGGAUUAGGACGACCUCUUAUCGCUACUGCACGCCGCCGUGCGACGACUAGCGACCGACUGCGCUGAAACCACACCGACCAACUGAUUGACCGGUUAGGUCAUAACGUGAACUUCAGUCAGUCCAGCUAUUUCCUCAGGAGCUUUGCUUGCUACAGAGACACCCGUGGUACGAAAAGCUUCUUUCGUGUUAGAGAAAGAAAGCCGGCAGCCAUCGUCGUAAUAAAUAAAUAAAAGUCCCGUUAGUCGCCAUGAUAUAGAAACAGGACAAAGUGGUGUUCUCACAGCAUACAGGAAAAACCGCGAGUGAGAGUUGGAUGAGAUCUAGAACUGGCAAUCGUCGGGUAACCCAGAACGCAAUGUAUAUAUUUCAAUUUCAUUGUGUACAUGUUUAAUAAUAUUGUCUGUUAAAAGCGUUAAAACAUCUCUGAAGUCGAGACGAACGACUUUUUCCACUCCCUGUAUGAUAUCAUCUGUAAAUAAGAACAUAGUUUCUGUCUGAACCUCUGAUGGGGGAACCGGAAGCUGUGCCGGCCGGACGGGAAAUAUAGAAACGCCCGGGGAAAAAUGGGAUAGUAGAGCAAACCACUUUAUUAACUAAUUUAACAAGGGAAGAUAAUAAGGUUUUGGGCAUGAUAGAAGAAUGAUGUGUGAAUGGAAGGUAAGCGACAUUCAUCGAAUGAA